Molecule: messenger RNA, 1765 nt
Organism: Drosophila willistoni
Lineage: Eukaryota; Metazoa; Arthropoda; Insecta; Diptera; Drosophilidae
Product: spliceosome-associated protein CWC27 homolog
Exons: 4
Coding region: 142-1668 (508 amino acids)
Biological process (GO): protein folding; protein peptidyl-prolyl isomerization
Cellular component (GO): catalytic step 2 spliceosome
Molecular function (GO): peptidyl-prolyl cis-trans isomerase activity
Source: RefSeq, a predicted model, not a curated record
AAUUUAUCUAAACUGCUUCGCAACACUAGCACUUUACCUUGGGCAAUUAAACAAUACUUGUAAAGAGAAUUUGUUGAUAAAUAGUAAAUAAAAACUUGCAGUCCAGCAUUGUAAAGAGUAAAAGCAAAAGAGGAAACGAAGAUGAGCAAUAUCUAUAUACAGGAACCGCUGACGUCGGGCAAGGUCCUUCUGAAGACCACAGUGGGUGAUAUUGAUAUCGAGUUGUGGGCUCGCGAGUGCCCCAAAGCCUGCCGAAACUUUGUCCAGCUAUGCCUAGAGGGAUACUACAACAACACUUAUUUUCAUCGCCUGGUAAAGGGAUUUAUUGUCCAGGGUGGUGAUCCGAAUGGCGACGGAACUGGCGGCGAUUCCAUUUAUGGACAUCCAUUUAAGGAUGAAUUCCAUUCAAGACUGCGCUACACACGCCGGGGUCUGCUAGGAAUGGCCAAUUCAGGAAAGGAUGACAAUGCUUCACAAUUCUUUUUCACUUUUGAUGCAACACCAGAGUUGCAAAAUAAAAAUACUCUGUUCGGCAAGGUAACAGGUGACACCAUUUACAAUAUGCUUAAACUGGAAGAGGGUAUGGUAGAUCAUCAGGAACGACCUAUGCACGCCCAUCGUAUUGUAGCAACCGAAGUACUUAGCAAUCCCUUUGAUGACAUUGUCCCACGAUCUCUAAAUAAGACGGAAGCAAAACCCAAGAAAAACAAAAAGCAAAGACAAGGCGUUAAAAAUUUUGGCCUGCUGUCUUUUGGUGAAGAAGCCGAAGAUGAUGAACAAGAAACAAAUGUCUAUGUGAAGAAAAAUGCAGGUAAAGCGAAAUCUUUGCACGAUGCGACGGAUGAUCCGAAACUAAGUAAAGAAGCCAUUCAAAUAUCCAAAUUGGAGAAUCCUGAUUGCGAAGAUCAUAUAUCCGACGGCAAUCAAGAGGAGCAACAAAAGGAAUCAAAUAUAAAAACCCACUCGGCAUCAGAACUGAUCAAGAAGAAGUUAGCAAAAUCAAAAAACCCUGGCGAUCUUCCAGCCAAAACCCCGGUUAGUGAUGGUGAUGAUGAAGAUAUGGAUUAUGAUAAGGACCAACUAAUGACCAGAGAGCAAGAACACAAGCUCAAGAUCUCAAAAGAAAAAAUUAAAAUACGGGAGGAAAUUGCCUCUCUUAAGAAACAAUAUCAAAUGGAUAAAAUCUCAAAAGAUAAACUGCUUAUGAACAACGCUAAUGAUAAGAAAUCCAGCAAACCUGAUAUCAAAGGGGACGUGGACAAUCAUUAUAUUGAAGAUUUCCUCAAAUCAAAAGAGCUUUAUACAAAGAAAACCAAACUAUCCACUUCCAAAGAUGUUUCACGGGAAGAAUUUACACUAAAAUUGCUUUCAAAAUUCCGAUCUAAAUUGGAUAAUAUUAAACAAAAAUCCGAAACGGAUGAUGAUGCGGCCGACACUUCUAAGCCAUCCACCGAUGACAGUGAAGUAGAAAAAGAAAUUGUUGGAGAUGACUGGCUGGCGCAUACUUUGAAUUUCAAUGGUGGAGCAGUGGCUCCAGUUUUGGCCAAGGAUGCAAAUAAUAAGGGCGAUGACUGGUACGAUGCCUACGAUCCUCGCAAUCCACUUAAUAAGCGAAAGCGGGGGGACAUAAAAUCUUCACAUAAAUCCAAAUCAUCGAAACAUAUAUAGUAACCUAUGAUAUCCACGAAUUGUAAAUAUUUAUUAUUCGGAAAUUAGUUAAAAAAUAGAUAUAUAUCAAAUCGUGUAUUUGCAGAUUUUGUGACUA